Aspergillus terreus NIH2624 is the source of this 753-nucleotide messenger RNA. Its product is annotated as cytochrome b5 reductase family protein. Gene Ontology annotation, molecular function: oxidoreductase activity. The coding region runs from base 1 to 753 and encodes 250 amino acids. Lineage: Eukaryota; Fungi; Ascomycota; Eurotiomycetes; Eurotiales; Aspergillaceae. The record is from RefSeq and is a predicted model, not a curated record. The transcript has a single exon.
AUGUUUAAACAACCACAGCUGCAGAUCGGACGGGAUUAUACGCCGCUUCCUCCCUCGCCUGAAGACGGCGACUCAUUGCGAUUCUUCAUUCGCAGAGAUGCGUUCGGGGAGGUAUCGCGGUACUUGCAUGGGUUGGAACUGGGAACGCCGAUUGAAAUCAGGGGUCCCCGGAUAGAAUGUGAAAUUUCGAAGGAUACGCGACAGAUUAUCUUCAUUGCUGGGGGGACAGGAAUCGCACCUGCUCUCCAAGCCGGACACACGCUUCUUCGCCGGGCCAAUUCAACCAACAAGCCUCAGAUACACAUUCUUUGGGCGAAUCGCCGUCGCGAGGACUGUGCUGGAGGAGUUAGCGAUACGAUGGGAGCAGAGCAGUCUCAGACAUCUCCAUGGUACACGAGAAUCUUCAACCGAUCCCCUCCAACAACCGCUCCGACGCCGGUGACCGCCGCGGAGACCGCUCCCUCUCUUAUGGUUCGAGAGAUCGAGGCGCUGAAGUCGCAAUACCCCGGACAGGUAACAGUGGACUAUUAUGUCGAUGAAGAAAACCAGUUCAUCGGAAAGGAGGCGAUUCGGCGCGUUACGACUUCGGCAUCCGAGUCAUCGGGGAAGAUGAUCCUGGUGUCGGGGCCGGAAGGGUUCAUCAGCUACAUGGCUGGUCCAAAGCUUUGGGCCCAGGGGAUGGAGCUGCAAGGGCCGGUUCAAGGGAUUAUUCGUGAACUGGAAUUGAGGGACUGGACCGUGUGGAAGUUGUAG